CUUAUCCUACACCUUACCACACCGAAUAAAAACUCCUCUGUUUCUCUCUCCAAAUUCAAAGACCUCAAAUUUCGAUCAAAAACCCUUGUUAGGGUUUAGUAGAGUCCAAACACUUCAUCGCACUACUCUACAUUUCAAGUUUUGAAGGCUGUAAGUAUGGCGUUCUUCAGUAAAGUUGGGAAUAUACUCAAACAGAGUGUGAGCAAGCAGGUCACCUCACACUUUUCAGCAUCUAAUCCCUCUAUUUAUCAGGCUCUAAGAUGCAUGUCAUCUUCAAAACUCUUUGUUGGAGGUCUCCCAUGGGCUGUAGAUGAAAGAAGUUUAAGGGAAACCUUUUCUCAAUAUGGAGAAGUUAUUGAAGCAAAAGUUAUUAUUGACCGUGAGCAAAACAGAUCUAGAGGGUUUGGUUUUGUUACAUUUGCUUCUACUGAAGAGGCUUCAAGUGCUCUUCAGGCUAUGGAUGGACAGGAUUUGCAAGGUCGUACAGUGAGGGUGAAUUAUGCAACAGAUAGAGCACCACGACCAUAUGGUGGCGGAGGCGGCUUUGGUGGUGGAGGCUAUGGAGGCGGCGGUUAUGGAGGUGGUGGUUAUGGUGGGGGAGGUUACGGUAGUGGUGGUGGUGGUUACGGUGGAGGGCAAAAUUAUGGAGGUGGUAAUUCUGGAGGCUACGCUCCUCCUGGAGGCUACGCUCCUAGUGGAGGCUUUGAUGGUGGAAGUUACGGUCCUCCUGGUGGUGCCCCAGUGAUACUGGCUUUGCAAGCGGCGGAUUCCAGGGUGAUGAUUUAAACUUACCUGAAGAUAACUUCAAGGAUGAUGACUUUGCUAAAAGGGCUUGAUCUUUUUCAGACUAGUUUGAGUGCUGGCAACAUAAAUAAUUGCUCUUCCUUUUUAUCGGAAGAAAUGAAUCAGAGUUUGAUCCCCGCAACAAAUAUGAUGUCAGACAUACAUUUAAUCAAUAGGACUAUAUUAGUAUAGUUUAAUUUUCAUUCUUCUCGUUUAUGCUGUCAUUGUUAAAGAUAUUUUGGGUUUGGUUGCAUUGGAGCUAGCAACAUGUUAAACUCUAUGCUAUGAGAAUUUUAUUGUCAACUUUUCCAUAUUCAUAUUGUGGUUGUCCGAUGUAUCCUCUACAUCCUUGUUCAGUUA
Messenger RNA from Chenopodium quinoa (quinoa), 1143 nucleotides. RefSeq names its product glycine-rich RNA-binding protein 3, mitochondrial-like. The transcript has 5 exons. Gene Ontology annotation, molecular function: RNA binding. NCBI's taxonomy places the organism in Eukaryota, Viridiplantae, Streptophyta, Magnoliopsida, Caryophyllales, Amaranthaceae. Bases 157 to 786 code for a protein of 209 amino acids. The record is from RefSeq and is a predicted model, not a curated record.